Molecule: messenger RNA, 1829 nt
Organism: Eublepharis macularius
Lineage: Eukaryota; Metazoa; Chordata; Lepidosauria; Squamata; Eublepharidae
Gene: TMEM169
Product: transmembrane protein 169
Exons: 3
Coding region: 462-1379 (305 amino acids)
Source: RefSeq, a predicted model, not a curated record
UACAUACCCAUUCGUCACCCCUCCAUUGCACAUCCCACAACAAACUGCGAAGUGAACGAAUAAAGGCUUCUUUUUGUCAUAUCAUCCCUAGAGGAGGCGGGUGGGAUUGGUUCAGAAUCCUCUCCUGCCCGGGCCGGAGCUGCAAGCCGAGAAAGGGCAUUCGACGACUUUCCUCAUACAACAACGGCUGCUGCAUCCCCAGGACGGAGGAGGAUAGCCCUCCGGUCGCCCCUGCGGCAGAGCUAUGCAGAAACACGCUGUUUUCACGGGCUAACAAAAGCGAAGUGCGCCGAUCCACCCCCCCCAGCAUCUCUCGCCCUUCGCCAGGCAUUUCGGGAUGCAGUGUGUUUGAUCAGUGCUAUGAAAUGAAUGUUAUUAUCUGGAACAUCCCUGCAAAUCAGUGUUAAUGGCUCAUAAGUGCAGACAAAGCUGAUAUUUCCUUAAAAGAAAGCAUCAUAGAGAUGCCUGAGGAGAAUACCAGUGGGAUGGAAGAGCCUGCUUUAAGGGAGAGCAAGGGUGAGACACAAAGCCCUCAGCGCAACUCCUUACGCAGAGCUGUAGCUACUGCAGUCACCUUUGAUGGAGAGGCAACUGCAGACAGACGGAAGAAGAGAAAGAAAGAAUCCCGUCCCGAAUCAAUAAUUGUAUAUCGGUCCGGAAAUGAGACCAAGGUGGAAGAAGAACAGGUGGAUGAGGAAGGGGGAGAGAAAAGUUCAGAGGAAGGCUCCAAGUUCUUGGGACACUCUAUAGGAGAUGGUUCUUGGACUAUGCCCUUAGAUAGCAGAUAUGUUACUUUAACUGGAACCAUCACAAGAGGAAAGAAGAAAGGCCAGAUGGUGGACAUUCAUGUUACACUAACUGACAGAGAGCUGCAGGAGCUAGCUAAGUCAAAGGAGCCCCCAAAAACUGAAAUUCCUGAAGGGAAAAAAGGUUGUGAAGUUGGGCCGGAUAAGGGCCCCCAUGUCCUUCUCUGGAGCUUUGCCUGUCUCCCUGUCAUUUUCAUUAUGUCCUUUGUAGUUUCCUUUUAUUAUGGGACCAUCACCUGGUACAAUGUCUUCUUGGUCUACAAUGAAGAGAGGACUUUCUGGCACAAGAUCACCUUCUGCCCCUUUCUAAUCAUCUUCUACCCCAUCAUAAUCAUGGUUGUUUCCUUUUCCUUGGGCCUCUACACAGCAGUGACUCAGAUCUCAUGGGCCUUUGGAGAUUGGUGGCAUGCCGUGAGAGAUAUGGAAAAAGGCUUCUGUGGAUGGAUCUGUAGCAAGAUGGGCCUGGAAGACUGUUCCCCAUACAGCAUUGUUGAACUCUUAGAUUCUGACAAUGUCUCAGGUAGUCUGUCGGCUAAAGGCUCAGCACAAGGUGAAGAGAUUUCAGCUGUUUGAGCCUUUGCUGUAAGAACUCUGGAUUUUUCAUGUUCGUAUGUAUUCCAAAUGUUCUUAGAGUGACUAACACAAGCAUGCUCAAAUGCGCAGUUACGGAAACUAUAAGCCCUUGAAGCUUAUUCAAACAAUCAGAGGGGGAAAAAAGAUGGCACAGUCCAGCCAGACUGUGGAGGGGGAAAGGAAUUUGAAAACUUCCCCCAUCAGAAAUUACUUGUGUUCAGAAGGCUGGCAUGUAUAAGAGCAGAAUUCUAACCUAGUUAUAUUCAUGAUUUACUAGUUUUCAACAUGCAAGGGGGAAAGGGUUGAUACAGAAGAGUAUUCAGCUUUCUCUGGAUGUUUGACCUAGCUUAGGGCCAAUUUAUACCACUUUUGGUGGUAGGUAGGAGUGCUGCAUAUCGGAAUGUACUCCCACAGAAUAUCCCUCUGCCUGUAUAAAAAUAGUAUGUAACU